This is a messenger RNA of Pangasianodon hypophthalmus (striped catfish), 1177 nucleotides long. Its product is annotated as antifreeze protein Maxi-like. The record is from RefSeq and is a predicted model, not a curated record. The transcript has a single exon. The annotation marks the transcript as partial. NCBI's taxonomy places the organism in Eukaryota, Metazoa, Chordata, Actinopteri, Siluriformes, Pangasiidae.
UGUUCUCUUUCUCUUCAAGUUAGAAAACAGAAUGCAGCUACAGCUACAGACGCAGCUACAGUUAAAGCUACAGACGCAGCUACAGCUACAGUUAAAGCUACAGACGCAGCUACAUCUACAGACGCAGCUACAGUUAAAGCUACAGACGCAACUACAGCUACAGUUAAAGCUACAGACGCAGCUACAGCUACAGACGCAGCUACAGUUAAAGCUACAGACGCAGCUACAGCUACAGACGCAGCUACAGUUAAAGCUACAGACGCAGCUACAGUUAAAGCUACAGACGCAGCUACAGCUACAGACGCAGCUACAGCUACAGACGCAGCUACAGUUAAAACUACAGACGCAGCUACAGCUAAAGCUACAGGUAAAGCUACAGACGCAGCUACAGUUAAAGCUACAGACGCAGCUACAGUUAAAACUACAGACGCAGCUACAGUUAAAGCUACAGUUAAAGCUACAGACGCAGCUACAGCUACAGACGCAGCUACAGUUAAAGCUACAGAUGCAGCUACAGCUAAAGCUACAGGUAAAGCUACAGACGCAGCUACAGUUAAAGCUACAGACGCAGCUACAGUUAAAACUACAGACGCAGCUACAGUUAAAGCUACAGUUAAAGCUACAGACGCAGCUACAGCUACAGACGCAGCUACAGUUAAAGCUACAGAUGCAGCUACAGUUAAAGCUACAGAUGCAGCUACAGCUACAGACGCAGCUACAGUUAAAGCUACAGACGCAGCUACAGUUAAAGCUACAGACGCAGCUACAGUUAAAGCUACAGACGCAGCUGCAGCUACAGUUAAAGCUACAGACGCAGCUACAGCUACAGACGCAGCUACAGUUAAAGCUACAGUUAAAGCUACAGACGCAGCUACAGCUACAGACGCAGCUACAGUUAAAGCUACAGAUGCAGCUACAGUUAAAGCUACAGACGCAGCUACAGAUGCUCGACACAAAAAUAAGUCUAAUAAUAAAUGUUGAUGUAGUGAAUUUUUCUUAAAAUAAAGAGAUGCUUAUUUAACAUUAACAUUUAUGGAAGGAGUCUCCAGUGUCAGUGCUUUGGAACAGUCAGAGGUAAAGCUGUAAGUUUUCCGACAUCUCCAGGACAGAGGAGUUUACGCUUUGUGGUUUCUCUGUAACAUGACGAGCUGCAUAUUGUGUCUUAAAGAGAAAUAAG